This is a messenger RNA of Conger conger (European conger), 5222 nucleotides long. RefSeq names its product transcription factor 12-like. Gene Ontology annotation, molecular function: DNA-binding transcription factor activity, RNA polymerase II-specific; protein dimerization activity; RNA polymerase II cis-regulatory region sequence-specific DNA binding. Bases 169 to 2220 code for a protein of 683 amino acids. Lineage: Eukaryota; Metazoa; Chordata; Actinopteri; Anguilliformes; Congridae. Gene Ontology annotation, cellular component: transcription regulator complex. Gene Ontology annotation, biological process: regulation of transcription by RNA polymerase II. The transcript has 20 exons. The record is from RefSeq and is a predicted model, not a curated record.
CUAAGGGAAACUCGUAAGUUACAUUCAGGGAAUAUUUUGCAAAUAUUGCUGCAAACGCAUUGGUUCAAAACUCUGUACCGCAAGAAGAAGGGAAACAAGGCUUCCAUUCUCACAUCCGAUCGCCCUAGUUGGACUUUUAAACGGGAAAAGGUGCACAGGACCGCCAGGAUGAACCCACAGCAGCGGAUUGCCGCUAUUGGAACGGAUAAGGAAUUGAGUGAUUUGCUGGAUUUUAGCGCGAUGUUUUCACCACCUGUCAACAGUGGGAAAAACCGACCAACUACUCUGGGGAGCAGCCAGUUCAGUGCGUCAGGUAUGGACGAGAGGGCCAGCCAGGUGACGUGGGCCGCAGGUGGCCAGGCCAGUCCGUCCUACGAGUCCCCCAGGGACUUCGCAGACGGCCCUCAUUACGGAGAUCAGCUGAGCGCGGGUCGAUUAGCGGCCCAGGAAGGACUGUCCCCAACGCCCUUCCUCAGCCCCGCCGUCAUGGGCAAGACUGAGAGGGUCACAUUUUCGGCGUACGGCAGGGAGCCUGGAGCCUCGGGGUGCCAGCCGGGUCUCCGCUCCGACAUGGCGCUGACGAGCCCCGCGCGCGGGACCUCCGCAGGAAGGACGGCGAACGCCCCGUUCUUCUCCUUCUCCGGAACCAACCCCAGGAGACGGCCCAUCCAGGACCCUGUACCGCCCGAUGUGUUACAGACAAAGAAAGUGCGCAAGGUCCCUCCUGGAUUGCCUUCAUCUGUUUAUGCGCCGUCUCCAAACUCGGAAGACUUCAACAGAGAUUCUCCCUCGUUCCCAUCCCCCAAGCCUCCGGGGAGCAUGUUCGCAAGCACUUUUUUCGAUGGAACACACCAUUCCUCUGACCCCUGGAGCUCGUCGAACGGGAUCAGCCAGCCCGGCUACGGGGGAAUGCUGGGAGGGUCUUCAUCUCAUAUGCCGCAGUCUGGAAACUACGGCAACCUGCACUCGCACGACCGACUGAGCUAUCCAGGCCAAUCGGUGUCACCCACAGACAUCGGUGCCAGUCUUCCUCCCAUGUCCAGCUUCCACCGCGCCAGUGGGGCCUCGCCAUUCGCCAAUGCCUCCCACACCCCGCCCAUCAGCACCACCGAGAGCAUCAUGGCAGGUAACCGGGGUAACACUGCGGGAGGGUCACAAACCGGAGACGCACUGGGCAAAGCCCUGGCCUCGAUAUACUCUCCUGACCACACCAGCAGUAGUUUCCCCUCCAAUCCGUCGACGCCGGUGGGAUCCCCGUCCUCUCUCUCUGGCACAGCUGGCACAGCCGCGGGCACAGCAGGCUCCAAUCAGUGGUCCAGGGCAGGUGGACAGACACCUUCCUCUCCCAGCUAUGAGAACUCUCUGCACUCCCUGUCUCGGAUGGAGGACCGACUCGACAGGCUGGACGAUGCCAUCCACGUCCUGCGCAGUCACGCCGUGGGCUCCACCUCCAGUCUGCCCGGUGACAUGCACAGCCUGCUGGGACAGGCGCACAACGGGCCAAUCGCAACCAUCGGAGCUAACUUCCCUGCUGCCGGAUUGGUCGGCAGUAGGACAGCGUCUAUGGCUGCAGCUCAUCGGGAGGAGGGCACGAGUCUGAACACCAAUCACACGGGUCUGCCCAGCACUGGCUCCGCCCCCAACUCAGACCUCAACCACCAGGCAGACAGCUUCAGAGCUCUGGGGGCGGCGCUGGCCGCCCAUGUGACCGGCGCUCUGGGGCUGAAGCUGGAGAGCCACGAGAAGGAUGACAUGCAGGAGGGCCACUCCUCCGAUGACCUCAAGUCCGACGACGAGAGUGACAAGCGGGACAUCAGGACGCCGCGAGGGGGGACACGCACCAGCAGCAUCAACGAGGACGAGGAUCUGAACCCGGAGCAGAAGGCGGAGCGAGAGCGCGAGAGGAGGAUGGCGAAUAACGCGCGGGAGCGUCUCCGGGUGCGAGACAUCAACGAGGCCUUCAAGGAGCUGGGCCGCAUGGUGCAGCUGCACCUGAAGAGCGAGAAGCCGCAGACCAAACUGCUCAUCCUGCACCAGGCCGUGGCUGUCAUACUGAGCCUGGAGCAGCAGGUCAGAGAGCGGAACCUGAACCCGAAAGCGGCCUGCCUUAAGAGGAGGGAGGAGGAGAAGGUCUCCGGCGUCUCGGCCGACCCCCAGCAAGGGCACCCCGCCGUCCACCCCGGCCUCACCGACACAUCCAACCCCCUGGGCCACCUCUGAGGAGCAGCCAGAUCAAAUCAAUUCAGAUCAACUCCGUACGAGAGAAGAGCGGGUGACCUUGCUUCCGGAGGACAGAUGGACUCAUGAUCAGUGAAACUACAUCGAAAAGACAAAACCACUCGAAGCAAAUAAAUCCAGAAAAAAGCAAUCGUGAAAUUUGAAGGGGGAGAAAAAAACUGGCAACAGCUCCCUGUUGAAGAAACCCGGCGCAGAUCGGAAAAAUCUCUGCCCACGAGUAAACUUAGCACAUAUCACUCCGUUAGCGCGAAAACCCGAAACAAUCAGACUGUCUCCUCCCCUCCCCCAGCAUCACGGAAGUUGACUUGUGCCUAAACUGAAUUGACGAAUGCAUUGUAACCGCAAUUGGUUUCUUUUUUUUCUUUUAUUUAUUGUGUUACUGAACUAUAAUGCAACUCUACACAUCUAAAGGGAAAGUGCUGACAUUGUUCGGAGGGGCUGACUUUUUCGGUUGACCUACAGUUUGCCCGGGGGCCUCAAUUUCCCCGGCGAUACCCUGCCCCCUACCCCGCCCCCCCCAGCCUCAAUCUGGACUAAGCUCUCAGCAGUCUGAAAAUAGUUUAAUAUAUUCACCAGUUAUGGCUGAGAGUCAUACCCAUCUUUGCUGAUGGCAGUUUGUGCUUAAAGAAACAAAUGUCCCCUUAAAAAAUUAUAUGUAAUAUAUAUAUUUAUAUUUUGUCCAUUCCAUGAUAAGAGUGUGUCUAACCAAAAGUACCCUCUGAUGCGUUUUGCACAAAUUUUGUGUUUUUUGGAGACAAAUAAUCCACAGAAUUGGUGAAAUGGGAAAGGAUGUACCGUUUUAUGACCGAGGAGAAGGCAAACUGUAGUUUACCUGGAAGUCAUGUUCACAAUUGAUUUUUUUAUUUUUAUUUUUUUCAAGCCACCAAGAGCAAACCAGAAACAAACCUUUGGAAACCCUUAGCAUUCCUCACAUACAUAUUAGUGUCUUAACUGAAGGAGAAAGACUUCCUUGUGCUUUUAUUAUUUUGCCAUAUAGUGUUACCUGUAAAAAACACGUAUUCCUUGAUAUCACAGUUUUGUUUUUAUUAUGUUACUUUUUGGACUCUGGUUACUUCGACUGUCAAGGCCAAGGUCUCUGCAUUUUUCUAGGGCUGUUCUAUCAAUGAUUUGAGCUUUGAGAGCGAGUAGAAUUGGAUACAAUGGCCAUAUAAUAUCUGGCCUGAAUGAAAAUGUUGCUUUAUUUCCUUUUUUUUCUCUAGAAAAAAAAUAUAUAAAAUGCAUUACUCAAAGUAACCAAGUUAUUUUAUUUGUAAUUAUAUACAAAUCAUUUUUCUAGGCUUCAUAAUAAAGCUUAUAAUGUCGAGUGAAUUAGCAGAAGUUCUAAGUUAUUUAGAAUUGCUUUUUUCUUCCAAGCAGCAAAGUACUUUAUACAUUUACUUUUAGUGAGUAAAGGCUAACCUGUAUAUCAGGAGAGGCGCUUUACUAACACACAUCAUCUAAGAGCCAAUCAACUCAUGGUUCCUUUGAGCAGGUAGUGAAACAAUAAGCAAAAGCCAUUUUGAGCAAGUUCUUUUUUCUGAGGAUAAAGCAGUGGUUACCACUUACUUUUUUAUUUCAUUUUUGCAAGUGUAUGGCCUAUUUUAUGUUGUCAUUAUUUUGGUUUUAACACUAUAUCAUAAUAUUCCAUUGAUUUUCAUGUCUGUUGUCUUCCAUUGUCACUAACCAUAGGCCACUACAUUCAUAAAUAUUUGUUUACCAAAAACAAAAAUCACAGGUUGCUAUAUCAUAUAUACAGUAUAUCAGAUAUGGUACAUUAGUGUGUUUCCCAGUGCAAAUAUUCUUGGCUGGUUGUAUUUUGUGGACUUCCUCCCCAUCCCACCUCACUGGGAAACAGUUAUCAUCAGUUUUGUCCUGACUAUAAAUGUGGCCUUGUUCCUCAUUUCAGUAUUUAUGGGCUUUUAAAUUGUCUCUGGAGGAAUGUGAUUGAGGUUACGUGUCACUGCCCGAUAUAUCCUUGUUGUUUCCUCUCCUUUUUCAUUUUCCCCCACAUCUUUUUUAUUUUUUGUCCUCAGUCCAUCUCUUUAUUCCUCUGUUUGCUAUGUUUGUCUUUGCCGUACACCCAGAAGCUUUCCUUCCUAAAAUGAAAAACAUAAAAUGGCGGAAAAAACAAAAAACAUUUGGCUUAUUUUUCUCUGUAGUUAGUCUUUUAUACAAUAAUCUUGUAAGAAAAUCUCUUAAAUUCUAAAUAUUACUCUUUCUAGAUUUUUGAAAUCGAAAGUUUUCAGUAAAAAAGUUUCUUACUUUAUUUUACUAUAUUAGGUAGUAAAACGUGUAAGGUUAUUUACUGUAACCUGACCAUUAUCAGAAAUUUGCAAAUAGCAUCCUAAGAGCCUAGUAGGAUGGUAGCUGGCAGUCUAGUGAGUAUGGGAUAUUGUACGAGCUCAGUGUACUGGAGGGUGUGCUUCUCAUUUUGUCUGCAGUCUCCAUUGUGGGUCGAUGACAGAUUUGUUCCUGUGUCAAAAUUCAAGGUAUUGUUGAUGCACAUCAAAAUAAACCAGCAGUAAGAAAGUUUUUUCUGUCUCUGUAACAGAAAACACAACAUGUAUAUAACAUUUAUGUAGCAAUAAAUGUGCCAUCUUUUUUUCUAACAAGAUUGUACGUGCGUUCAUUUUUUUCCUCUGAACUGCGUAAAAUGCCCAACUCCUUCAUUUUCUCCCCUUGUUGUUGUUGCUGCUUUUUGUGAAAGCUGUGUUCACACGUCCAUGCAGUAUUUCCAGUCUUACGUACUAUAAUUUCUGCUGCAGUUUCAGGAAUGUGCUCAAGCACUGAAGUUAACGUUCUGUGGCCCUGCAGACCUUGCGGUUCAUCUGGGCCAGAUGAGGAACACUGGGCCAGAAUGUGCUUGUAUUGUGUGGACUUUUGAAUGAACUUUUUUCAAAGUUAACCAGUGGACUAUUGUAGUCUGUAUCAUAAAAGCACUAUGGAAAAUGGUAUGUAUAUUUUAAUAAAGUGUCGUAGCGAUA